Molecule: messenger RNA, 813 nt
Organism: Entamoeba invadens IP1
Lineage: Eukaryota; Evosea; Mastigamoebida; Endamoebidae
Exons: 1
Coding region: 1-813 (270 amino acids)
Source: RefSeq, a predicted model, not a curated record
AUGAAGCCAAGUCACUCCACGAUGUCGGCGUCCUCUUCUUCCGCGACAGAAGAAGUGAUUAAACAACGCAAACGCGAUUCCAGAAAUGAGGAGGGACUUGUCUUAAACGCGAUGAUCUAUUUGCUUGCGGGGGAAGGGUAUUCAGUGACGGUAAUUAAAACAAAGCGCACCACGAACACCAACAAAAUGUUAAUACCCGAGACGAUAACAUCCGACGACGGGCAGAUCUUCACUCAAGAUGACAUUCGACCGAUGAGUGAUGUUCUCUUGAGAAGUUUAGGAUACGAGCCAAUAACACUUCCAGCAACCUCCCCAAAACAAAUCAAACGGAAUCGAGAGGCUCAAAUGAGUAAUGGGGUCUUGUACUUCCUCACUCAUUUGGGCUUUCUCUUCAUGGAGAAAAAGACGAAGAAAGCGAGUGUGACAGAGCGACUUGUUCGAGUGGUGAGUAUUACUAAGGAGAACAUGAUUUACACGAAGGACGAUUUAUUUAACAUCGGCGAGUUCAUCGAAAACUUAAUGGCAGAUGAAUCAACGUCGACCUCGAAAGUCGUGUUCAACGCAGAACUGCUUGCUGCGUACGACGAUCCACUGGCUUCUCAGUACGUCCAGCCACCGACAUAUAUACAACCAACUCCAGUCUACUUCCAACCAACGUUGGUUCAGCCACAGAUCGUCCAACAACCCGUCAACGUUCCUUACAUACAGCAACAACUCAAUGUGGCGCCGAUGUACUGUUAUUCGUAUACACCAGCGUAUUAUGUUCCAUACAAUCAACAACAAUAUUUCAAUAAUGAUCGUCAAGAUAUGUAA